GAUAAUCCAUGAAUCAUCCCUGGAUCAUCCCUGGAUCAUCCAUUGAUCACCCGUGGAUCACCUGUGGAUCAUCCAUUGCUCACCCGUGGAUCAUCCCUGGAUCAUCCAUUGAUCAUGCGUGGAUCAUCCCUGGAUCAUCUGUGGAUCAUCCUUGGAUCAUCCAUGGAUCAUCCAUUGAUCAUGUGUGGAUCAUGCAUGGAUCACCCGUGGAUCAUCCCUGGAUGGGCCCGGCUGCGGGGUCGGGGCGGAGGAGUCGGGGUUCUGCCGGCUGGGAAGGUUUGGGGUGCUGGGGUCGUUCCCGGGGAGGUUUUGAUGUUUUUUUUGCCCCCAGCUCCCCCCGUAUCCCAGAGCUGGCCUCGAUCCCAUGUUUGGACUCGGGGGAUUCCCAGGGGAAUUCCUGGGGUUAUUUUGGGCCGGGCCGUGCCCGUCCCUGCCCAGGGGUGGGAUUUCCCUGGGUCCCACCCCUGCCCCUUUGUUUUCCCGGGUUUGGGGUCCAAAGGGCCUGGAUGGAAAUUCCAGAGGCCGGGAGCAGCUGUGGGAGCGCUCAGCCUCCUCCCCACUGUGGGAACCCCAAUCCAACCCAGGGCCUGGGGGGGCUCCUGAUCCCAUCCCAGUCUGGGGCUCAAACUGGGACCCUGGGGCUGUGCUGGGGCCUUUGGGGAUGGAGGGAGGAGGAGGAGGAGGAGGAGGAGGAGGAGGAGGAGGCAGCUGAGGAUCAGGAUCAGAGUGAGGAUCAGGAUGAAGAUGAGGAUCAAGGUGAGGAUGAAGACCAGGAUCAGGGUGAGGAUGAGGAUGAGGAUGACGAGGAAGAGGUUGAGGGUCAGGAUCAAGACGAAGAUCAGGAUGAGGAUCAAGGUGAGGAUGAAGAUCAGGAUCAGGGUGAGGAUGAGGAGGAGGAGGAGGAUGAGGAUGAGGAGGAGGAGGGUCAGGAUCAGGAUGAGGAGGAUGAGGAUGAGGAAGAGGUUGAGGAUCAGGGUGAGGAUGAGGAGGAAGAGGGUGAGGAUCAGGAUCAGGAUGAUGAGGAUGAGGAGGAAGAUCAGGAUCAGAGUGAGGAGGAGGAUGAAGAGAAGACAGCUGAGGAUGAGGUUGAGGAUGAGGAGGAGGAUGAGGAUGAGGAGGAGGAUGAGGAUGAGGAUGAGGAUGAGGAUGAGGAUGAGGAUGAGGAUGAGGAGGGUGAGGAUCAGGAUCAGGAGGAAGAUGAGGAUCAGAGUGAGGAGGAGGACAAAGAGAAGGCAGCUGAGGAUAAGGAUGAGGAUGAGGAUGAGGAUGAGGAUAAGGAUGAGGAUGAGGAUGAGGAUGAAGAUGAAGAGGAGGAUGAGGAUGAGGAGUCCCCCAGCUCUGAGCUCCAUCUCCACCAUCCCCAACCCUGCAGGGAUCCGGAUCCCUCCCCUCUCCCGCUCAUUCCUCCCAACCCUUUCCCAAUUUUCCACCAGCUCCUGCCUCACCCCAAGCUGAAAACCCCAAAUUUGCCCCGGAGCCCUGGCGGCUCCCCCAGCCGAGAGCCCCGGGGGUGGAGGCGGCUCGGCCCCGCGCUCCCGGCCGUGUUUGCCGGGCGGGAAGGGGGAGCGGGAGCCCGGCCCAGCUCCCCGAGCUGUUUGCAGAGCCCUCGGAAAAGGAAAACAAUGCGAUUAAUUUUCUGCGGCGCAAUCAUGCAGAGAUUUAAUAAGCAGCCAAAGGUAGGAUCCAUCUGUAAGGAACGCGCCGCCUGCUCCAUUACUCCUCUCCUGCCAUUUUUUUUUUUUUCCUUCCCAAACCUUAAUUAAUUGAGGGGGGAAAAAAAAAAAAAAAGAUGAGAGAGAGAGAAAGGAAAAAAAAAAAAAAGAAAAGAGGGAAUUGUUUAUUAAAGUGGGAACAGGCUCUCGGCUCUGUCUCUGCGCAGCUCUGGUUCAAAAGUUCACCCAAUUCCCCCAAGGCUCGUCCGUGCGUGUGUUUGGAAUCGGGGCCGAGCCAGCGCCGCUCCCUCAUUCCCAGAUUUCCUCGCUU
Molecule: messenger RNA, 1983 nt
Organism: Serinus canaria (Common canary)
Lineage: Eukaryota; Metazoa; Chordata; Aves; Passeriformes; Fringillidae
Product: cyclic nucleotide-gated cation channel beta-1-like
Exons: 1
Coding region: 9-1763 (584 amino acids)
Source: RefSeq, a predicted model, not a curated record